This is a messenger RNA of Exophiala viscosa, 1741 nucleotides long. RefSeq lists its product as uncharacterized. The coding region runs from base 117 to 1655 and encodes 512 amino acids. The record is from RefSeq and is a predicted model, not a curated record. NCBI's taxonomy places the organism in Eukaryota, Fungi, Ascomycota, Eurotiomycetes, Chaetothyriales, Herpotrichiellaceae. The transcript has a single exon.
GUCCGGCUGGACGUCUGUGACCACGGCUCAGUAUCUUGCAUGUACAGGGACGGUCACUACCCGUUGUCAAAUCGACGUCAGUCCAUCACACGCGCUAGGUCAUACGAGACAGACCUAUGGAAAGACGGACGAGGAUAUGGACGAUUGGUACGCUGGCAGGUGCAUUCACCAUCGCUAGCACUACGCUGAACGUCGUCUUCGCCUCGAACACAACGAACAUACCAGUCCUUGCGGCCUUACGAAUCCUUCUCUUCAUUGCCUUUGCCAUCAGCUUGGUGGACCUGGUCUGCAUUAUAUGCUUCUCUACGAUCUAUGUCCAGAAACUGUGCAACUACUCGCUGGGCGGAAAGAAAAAAGCAUGGGGACAAUUCGUUGGCGGCGUAGUUGCCGCUGCGGCUGGUAUAUGUGUCUCUGGGGUGACGUUGGUAUGGCUGGUGAUAAGGCGUAGCAGCCUCCCGAAGCAGGUAUUACAUACUGCUCCUACGACGUUGCUUGCUGUCUGGUUCGGAUUAUGGGCGGUCUCGGCUAUCCUGCAGGUGUUCCUAUUCUGUUGGCUGGGGAUAUGGACCAGGAGCGUUUUGAAAUCCCAAAGGGCGAGCCGGAUGGAUCUGGAUUUUGGUAUCAGAGUUCCUUCCAUGAGCAUGCCUAGAAGACCGAGCACACAGCGCACCAACCAAACUUUCGGCUCGGAAGGUGUCACUCUCAACUCACCACCAAGGACUCCAGUAUCUCGAGCUGGCUCGAUACCACGGCGAUCGUCCUCAACUCGUAUCGGUCCUGGAUCUUCAAGGACAAAGCUGGUACGGCAUUCUAAUCACUCAUCCUAUGAAACAAUCUCCUAUGCAGCUGGAGUCUAUGCACCUGGAGAAACCAUGCCAACCGACACUGCUUUUGACAAUUGGGACACGUCCUCUGUCCAUCAUGAGAUGCGUGCUGUUAUACAUUCCUCCCCACCGGUCCCGCGGUCUGGAUUGGAGACGAUACCAGGCAGUCGGCCCGAGUCGCCAGCAACUGCUCUGGAUGGUCCAUUUCUUCCAAGUUCGCCGGUGACUAGCUCCCCACACGCGGCCACUUCGGACACAGCAACUGUAGUUGGCUGGAGCUCCUCCCCACGACAACCAAAAUCAUCACCACCGUCUAGCCCGCCCAAUUUCUCGCGGCCAACGUCUUCAGGCCAGAAUAAACCCGCUCCACCCAAGUUCGAACAAUUUGACAAUUCUAUGCAUGACCUCAUACAUCCGCUUUUCCGACCGGACAGUCCUCAUCCACCGCCUAUCGCUCGAGCAGGGACUAUGGUGACUGCCUCACCGUUGGCCAAUGAACCAAUCACGCCUCGAACACUCGCCCGCCUACGCAGCAAUACCGACCCCGGACGAAACCAUUGGAAAGCUAUGCCGAGCAUUGACAGAUCCGAGACACGAAGCAUUGAGAGUUCAGACCCAGAUAGCCCGACAUUGGGGAGUCCAUCGCUAGGAAGCCCUGGCCCAUCGAUAGUGGACGAGACAGAAUUGCCACCCAUUCUACCGGGGUUUGUGUUGUCGGCAGGGUCGAGGAGCAGCCUGGUAGGUUACGGGAAACGAAAGAAGAGCGUGAAAAAGGAGAGGCCCAAGUCUCAGAUAUCGGUGGGCAGCCGUGUGAGCCAGCUCCUGAGCUGAAAUUAUUAUUUUAAUGUUUUCUCCUGCGGCUUCUGACACCGCAGUGUAAUGUUCUGAGAUGGUUAUGGCUUUGAUUCAGCAUUGGA